This is a messenger RNA of Tachysurus vachellii, 4070 nucleotides long. Its product is annotated as mucin-3B. Lineage: Eukaryota; Metazoa; Chordata; Actinopteri; Siluriformes; Bagridae. The coding region runs from base 293 to 2311 and encodes 672 amino acids. The record is from RefSeq and is a predicted model, not a curated record. The transcript has 4 exons.
CACUUCAGGCGCAAUGAAGCAGCUCCACAAAGUUAAAACACCAAACACACUUCCACUUACUUCAGAACUGCUCAAAACAUCACGCUUUACUUACCACACGUCAAGCUGAUUUCGACUUCAACCGAAUUCUUUCUGAACUCCUGUGGCUUUUUCUCUCAGGCCAAAGCUGUAGCUGUGUGUUAACGCGCGCGAGCCGGAGUGUGAGGUCCCAGGCCCCAGGUGGAGAUGCUCGUGUUGAACGUUACCACGUGACCGCUGAGCUGCGAGACACGGUGUCGCUGACCUUGUAACCAUGGACGUACCACGUCAAGUCCAAGGCACCCCGCGUCUUCACUACAGACUCAACGGCUGCCAGCAACCUAAAGAUGAUGGCUUACAGUUUCUUAGUGUGGAGGAAAAGGAGUGUAUACAGUUCUUUGAGGAGACUAUAGACUCACUGGAGGAGGGUUUUGAUGACACCACAGGAUUGACCUUACGAAGAACCGCUCCUGCUGAGAACCUUCAGACUCCAUCUCGUUCAUCGUUAAGUCCUGCCCUUGCUGCAAAUGUUUCCCCCAGCCUAAUGGAGCAUGACAUCAUUGACUUGGUGCAUUCUCCAACUAACUUCACUAUGCCAGAUUUUCAGAACCUUGCUGUAACACCAGAGUUUCAUUAUGAAAUCCUACCAAAAAAAGACCCUAAUGAGAGUGUUGUCCCAUCCUCGACUGCAAGCUGUAAUGAUUAUGAGGAGAACAACCACCAGCCUCCUCCAGGAUCCGUUCCCACACCCGUUGUCAUAGCCAGCAAGAUCGCCGAGCACCAGGGCACUGGCGGAAUCACUCCAUCCACACUAUUAAGCCACAGACGCAGCCUAGAAUCCAAACGUGAGCAUCCAGUGUCUGCUAGGAACUCCCGUCUUCCCAGCAAAAUCAGCAUGACUCGGAGCACACGAGACACCAGCCCUCACUCAAUUGCCACGGCAGCUGUCAACAUUCAGGAGCGCCGCUCACAGAUGAUUGCUAACCUGCCUGUUGGCAGCCACCCACUAGAGGGGGGAGAACCUUCCUGCAUCCGCAACUUGCCCAUACGCAGUGUGUCAUUCAAAGAUAUGGCACCUGAGAGAUCCAGGAUGGAGGCAUUGUCCAAGCUUGGGCUAACAGGGGGCAAAACAUCUAAUUCAACAACCAACUAUGUUAUUACAGGGAGCAGCACCAAUAUUUCACCUAUUAGCAGCCCUAACAAAGUGAACAGCAGUGCUGAUUCACCUAUCAGCAGCCCAAACAAAGUGAACAGCAGUGCUAAUUCACUAAUCAGCAGCCCUAACAAAGUGAACAGCAGUGCUAAUUCACUAAUCAGCAGCCCUAACAAAGUGAACAGCAGUGCUAAUUCACUAAUCAGCAGCCCAAACAAAGUGAACAGCAGUGCUAAUUCACUAAUCAGCAGCCCUAACAAAGUGAACAGCAGUGCUAAUUCACAAAUCAGCAGCCCUAACAAAGUGAACAGCAGUGCUAAUUCAGCUAGUAACACUGCUAACAAAGUGAGUGUCAACACACAGGCUCAUAUUUCUAACAACAUUCAUACUUCAAGUAACAUCUUUGCCUCCAGCAGUAGCUACGAGCCAAAACCCAAGAGUGAAGUCUCUUCCAACAGCUUUAGCUAUUAUGGGGGAAAGGGAAAAUCUGCAGCGAUCUCACCUAUGAAUAAAGACACUGCCGCAAUUGUAAACCAAGAAAGAAGGUCUAGCGUCCCACCUUCAAGUGCUGAAUUGAAACAGACCGACUUUAACAGCUAUGGUGGUAAGACCACCAUUUUGAAUCCCACAAAAAGUGUCAAGGAAGAGUCUGUCCCUUCCUCCUCUACAAACAUGUCUGAGCCAGCUGAAACCCAUUUCAACAGUUACGGUGGCAGAUCAAAAGUUAUAAAUCCUUUGUUGAACACAGACGUACCACACGGGGUGAAUUGCCACUCACCAACUAAUGCUGUCACACCCACCAUGCAUCACAGUGACCCCACCAGAUCAAGACAGCCAUUCGAUCAAACCAGCUAUCAUGCUACACCCAAAGUUCCAACCCCUUUACAACCUGACCCAGUUCACCAACCUAUAGUCAGGACCAGGCCUGCAACGCUGCCUCCUCCAACAGCCCCCAGACCCCACUAUUCCACUGGAUCUGUAAGACCUCGUCCAGAUCCGGUUCCUCCAGAGAUCCUCAGUAAACCUGCACCGUCAUUCCGCGCUCAAGGCAUCACAGUACAGUUUUCCGGCAAAGGAACGACAGGAGAAGCCAGGCGAGAUGCUUUGCGCAGACUUGGACUGCUAAAGAACACUCACUAAACACAGUACCUUUGGACAUUAUUUCCUGAAACCCAUUUUAACAAAAAGUCUGAUGAACUAAAGGCUAAAAGUUUAAAGAUUAAACAGUUGUCUUUGAUAAUGGAGCUCAUCAACUGCUAUAGUAUUAUUUUCUAUUUUGAAAAUAUGUAAUCGGUUAUAGUUAUUUGAAUUAUAUCUAAUCUCAUGGAAAUUUAUUUAAGAUUGUAUAGUGCUUAAGAGCUGCUACAUCGCUAUUCAACAAACCACCAACUAUGACACAGGCUAUUAUUUAGCCAGUCUAAGGAAAAAGGCAGACCUCUUAUUGUGAUUUCUGAGACAAGUUGGACUGAUGUACAUGCAUGGCAUUUAGCCCACGUGCCAAAGUGACUUGCGCUUAUUUCAUUUAUUCAGUUGAGGAUUAAGCAUCUUGCUUGAAGGUCCAGCAGUGAUAUCUUGGCAGUGCUGGGAUUUAAUCCGUCCAGUGUGAAGUCCGGGAUCGCUGAGCUACCGCUGCCAUGGAAAUUUUCUCUACAACAAUCACUACAACAGUGGUGCAAGAACAAUACAAUGCAAGAAGGAUCACAGUGCCACAGGCCAAAUAUGGUUGUUCCCCAGCAAUCUCUGAGCACCUGAAUGGCCUCUUGGUUGACAGUAAAUUGAGCAAUGUCUAUAGACAUUGUAAUGAACAUGAGCGAAGUCUCCGCUACUGAUUUGGUAGUGGGUGAUCCACAUCUGGGCUGGACAUUUGGAUAAUACGCUAUAAAGGACCAUGUCACUGGUGAUCUUUUACCAGAUGUUAUGCAGAAACCACACCAUCCAGAUGUAACACGUUUACGCCUGUCAACUCUCAGAUGAGUUAUUUCUCACAAUCCGGCCUGUGAGUAACCUUUUAAAGACAGCAAUUUGUCAACAGUUCUCAGCAGUUUGAAGCACAAUUGAUAAACAAUGAAUUUGCAGAUUCCAGCUCCUUGUUUAGAGUUGGCUUCUUUAUGCUGUGCUCAUGUCUGCAGGAUAUUUUUAAACGGCACGGCAGCAUCUCCCACACUAAACCACAGCAAUCCAAAUGUAGCCUCUAUAGAUGAGGGUGGUGAUGGAAAAUAUAUUUUUUUUCCUCUUUUUUGGUUCUGUUUCUGUUUGGAUUGGCACACUUUUAUUCUGGACUUUUUCACUCUGAACUGAAGUCUUUAAUAUUUGCUACAGCGUUUUUGUUCAGUUUAUUCAAAGAUAUGAGUAUAUUCUGUGAUUUGUGUUGUAUAAGUAGUUUGUGUGCAUAAGUAUGUGUAAGGAAACAUCUUUGUGACAAUGCAAGUGUGUGUGCAUUUGUAGGUAUGAGUGUGUGUGUGUGUGUGUGUGUGUGUGUGUGUGUGUGUGUGUGUGUGUUAAAUGUGUUGAAUGAUGUAUGUAUGUUUUUAUUAUUUUUUUUUAUUUUAUUGUAUUUAUUUUUUAAAUACUGACUCCGGUUUUUUGUAGCAAUUCUACAAACAUAAUUGAAGGACCUAAAACACAAGGCUGUGUCUUUGCUUACAUGCACACAACACACAAACACACAAAGCAAACCAAUCUUAAUAAUCCAUUUUUCAUUUUAUUUCAGUCUUCACAAAUGGUGCCACUGCAAUAAGAAACAGAACCAUAAGCCUUGUUUUCUUUUCCCCUUUUUCCCCAUUUAAAUAACAUGUCUACUUUUGAGCUAUUUGUAUUGUCAAUUCUAAGUUAUAAAGUUACUCCUGUAUCACAGCCUGCUAUUUUUUCUGUGAAUAAAAGCAGUUUCUCACCCUCGUGA